AUGUUCAAAAACUGUAUUCGAACUUAUUCCACCUUAAUAUGUAUUUCUCAAACGAAAUAUCUCACAAAUACAAAUAAAAUUAAAUUUUUACAAAAACCAAAUUACUCGAAGCAAUUUUCAACCACUUUAACAAAAAAGAAUGUUAUAAACGAAAAUUAUAAAGUAUAUUCUGGACCAUUAUCUGGCACAGCCAAGAAAUUAAAGGUUUUUUCUAUGGCUUCUUUAAUUAUUACAAUUAUGAUAAGUCCAAUCAUUAUGAUCGUUGACGCACCUAUGGGAUUAGGAGCUAGAACUUUUUUGCUUGUUACAACAUUAUCAACGAGCGCGGUUUCAACAGGAUUAAUUCAUUUGUGUCUUUCUCCAUAUGUUAGAAACAUUUAUCACAAACCAUCAACCUUAAAAAAUCCUUCAACAUCCGAAAGUUCUUCAGCACAAAUCACGCCCGAAUCUUUUUUAACAAUUGAAACUCUCACUUUGUUUUGUAGAUCAAACUUUACAACUUUACCCGUGAAGUCACUUGAACCUUCUUUUAGGUUUUUUACUACGUGGAAACCGUCUAAACUAUUUUUCGGCACUCUCAUGAUGUUGGUAUUGUCAGCUACGUUCGCCUUUGCUCAAAACGAAGUAGCCGAACACGUCGAAGGUGAAGAUGCAUGUGCAGCGAAGGAAUUCGAUAAAGCUACUUACAAUUUGAAACUCCACGUUGGUGCCUUUUUUAUCAUUCUUGUUACGAGCUCGUUCGGAGCGUUCGUUCCUCUCAUCUCAAAGAAACGCCCAGGUCUUAGAAUACCUGGCUGGAUCUUCUUUUUUUGCAAAAAUUUUGGAACCGGGGUUAUUCUUGCUACGGCUUUUAUUCAUAUGUUACCUUCGGCUUUUGAAAUGUUAUCUAAUGAAUGUUUGCCUACAAUCUGGCAUGAUUAUGCAUGGGCUGGACUUAUUUCAAUGAUAGCGUCAUUAACCAUCUUUUUUAUUGAAUACACUGCUUUGAAAAUUACUACUAAGGGAUUGGACAAUAAAGACAUUUUACCAACGCAUAAAAGUGAUCCUAUUUCGGAACCUUCUAAAGAUGAUAGUUCUUCUAUUCAUAAUCAUGGAACUUUAGUUUUGUUAACCAACGAAACUCAAACUAUUGGAAUCAUUGUUUUAGAAGCUGGAAUUUGCCUCCAUUCAGUUAUCAUCGGAAUGGCCUUAUCUGUUUCAACUGGUUCGGACUUUAUUUCUCUUCUUAUCGCCCUAGUCUUUCAUCAGAUGUUCGAAGGACUUGGUCUUGGGUCCAGAAUUGCCGAACUUGAAUAUCCUCAAGGUAGUUUCAAACCUUGGCUCAUGUCUUUUGCUUAUGGCAUGACAACCCCUAUCGGAAUCGCCAUUGGUUUAGGUGUACAUGAUACGUAUAAUCCUGAAUCCAAAUCAGCGCUUAUAGUUCAAGGUGUUCUUGAUUCUAUCUCUGCUGGUAUCUUACUUUACGCUGCUUUGGUUGAAUUGCUUGUCAAUGAUUUCAUUAAUGAUCCAAAAUUCCAUAAGAAAUCUAUCGCUCAUCAAUGUUCAGCAUUCUUCAUUUUCCUUUUGGGAGCUGGAAUGAUGUCUUUGAUCGUUAGAACUUCAGUUCUUAAAUGGACUAUUUAG
Molecule: messenger RNA, 1623 nt
Organism: Funneliformis caledonium
Lineage: Eukaryota; Fungi; Glomeromycota; Glomeromycetes; Glomerales; Glomeraceae
Source: the annotation of a GenBank genome assembly